AAACUUUUAUUUUUCUAAACUCUUGUUUAAAGUGAUUUAUUAUUGGUUUGAAUCAUGGAUAUAUCAACUACAGAAAAUACUUCUAAAAAAACAGGAUCUGGAAUCGGUUAUAGGCACUUUAUGGCUAUGCUAAUGUUUUUUGGAAUAACUGUUGGAUAUGGCCUACGUGUGGACAUGUCGGUGGCUAUUGUAGCAAUGACAGACAAUUCUACAAAUCCACCUUUUCAGACAUAUCCAGAGUAUUACAAAUAUAAAGACACCGUACUAAGCUCAUUUUUCUGGGGCUACGUUGUUACACAAGUACCAUCGGCUUGGGUUGGAAAACGUUUUGGUCCACAUGUUCCAUUGGGCAUUGCAAUGCUGUUGUGUUCAAUAACAGCUUUAGUAACACCAUUUAUAUCAGAACUGGGUAUAGUUGCAUUAAUUGUAAGCCGUAUUAUAAGUGGAUUUUGUCAAGGAUUCCUAUUUCCAUCAAUGCACAAUUUAUGCUCAAAAUGGGUACCAAAAAAUGAGCGUGGACGUCUAGUCACUUUUGUUUAUGCUGGCGCACAGUUUGGUACUGUUAUAUCAUUACCACUUAGUGGUGCGCUUAGUGAUAAUCCCUCGUUGGGAUGGCCAUCAAUAUUUUAUUCACAUGGUUUGGCUGGUAUUAUUUGGUCUUUGUUGUGGCUGAUGUUUGGAAGUAAUAGUCCAGCUGAGCAUAAGCGUAUUUCGCAUGAAGAACAAAAGUACAUAGAAGCUUCACUUGGUGAUGAACACGAUUCUUCUCAAAGGAAAAUUGCAACGCCAUGGGCCGCAAUAUUUACUUCAUUGCCGAUGUGGGCAUUAAUUAUUGCCCAUUGCAGUAAUAAUUGGGGAUUCUGGACGCUUUUAACUGAGAUGCCAUCUUUCAUGAAACAAGUUUUAGAUUUUGAUUUAAAAAAACUUGGAUUUUUGUCUGCAUUACCAUAUUUAACAAUGUGGCUCCUCAGUUUUGUAUUCAGUUUUAUAUCAGAUUUUGUAAUUAAUCGCCAAAUAUUAUCAGUAGCUGUGAGCCGGAAAGUAGCAAAUUCUAUAGGUAUUUGGAUACCAGCAGCUACAUUGAUACUUCUAACAAUAUUCGCAGACCCAGAUGAGCCCUACAUAGCUGUCGCCUUUUUAACAUUAGCUGUUGGAGUUAAUUCUGCUGUAUAUGUAGGCUUCCAAGUAAAUCAUAUUGAUCUAGCACCAAAUCAUGCUGGUACAAUGAUGGGUAUUACAAAUUGUUUGGGAAAUUGUGUAUCAAUUAUUGCUCCAUUAAUGGUUGCCAUCUUUGUGGAUGAGAGCUCUGGACAAUCAGAUUGGAACAUUGUAUUUUAUAUAUCAGCCGGUGUUUACUUCUUUGGUAAUCUAUUUUUCAUUACGUUUGGAAAAGCUGAAAUUCAACCAUGGAAUGAUUUAGCUUCAAUUAAAGAUAUACAAGAAAAUUAUGUUGCAAAAGUGGAAUCUGCAAGUAGUACUGUACCAAAUGAAAAAUCAACAGAUAAUCCAAAUUCAUACUCUACUUCUAAAGAAAAAUACUGAGAAACAUAAAAAUUUUAUAUAAAUUUUCUAUUUACAGAAAAUUUUUGUGAUAAUAUUUAUUACGAGAUUUUCAUACUGACGUUGAAGUAGCUUUUCAAGUAUAAAAUUAAAUUUUUAUUUUAUUCGUUGUUAAAACAUAAAAUGAAUUGAUGAAAUCGAGAGAGCGUUAAACAUUCUUAAGGUUUGAAUAGUUAAACAAGGGCUUCAUUUAAUUCCAGCUUGUCUGUUUGCUGUGAACUUUUCCAAGUUUCAUAAGCAAUGCAGCUUGAAGCGCUUCAGAUCUCAACAUUAAUAUAUUUAUUUUAUUUCAAUUACCUAUUUAAAAAAAUGUGUUCAAUUUUUCAAUAUUCCCUGAUUUUGUAGCGUUCUUCGAAAAUUUUGAUAAUUAAAAAUAGGAACAUUACCCUUUUUCAUGUUCGGAUGUAUACUUUUUUGUAUUUUUAAUUAUCUAGUCAACAUGAACAAAGAAAACCGGAGUAUAUUCUUCCAUUCAAAGUUUUCAAAUCAUUCCGGAUAUUGAAAAGCAAUUUUCAAUUUAACUUCUCAAUGAAAAUUCGAUCGAUUUGUGCAUAUCAAAAUUUUUAUUGAAAUGUUCUUCUAUGACCGUAUUUGCAAAAUACAGUGACAAAAGAUAAUGAAUCGCUUAAUAAAAAAAAUCUGAAUUUAAUUUUUGAUCUAGGGUACCAAAAAAAGGUCUUUGUAAAUCUUAUAGAGCAAAAUGAUCGGAUGUAAUUUUGCUUUUUAUGAAAAUUUUAAUUUUUAUUAAUAUUAAAUCUACGCGAAAAAUUCAAUGUUGUAAAAUCAUCCAAAACGAAAUAGUUCUUCGUAUUUUUCUACCAAAAAUUGUUUUCUUUGUGCCGGUGUAUUAUCGGAAUACGGUCAUUGCGGAACACCCUAAGUUGUAUAGUACCUAUAUAAGAUAAGAAAUAGCCCGAAGAGCUGAUGUAUAUUAAAAUAUUAAUUGAUUGUUAAUUAA
Chrysoperla carnea is the source of this 2518-nucleotide messenger RNA. RefSeq names its product putative inorganic phosphate cotransporter. The transcript has 7 exons. Gene Ontology annotation, biological process: monoatomic anion transport; transmembrane transport. Gene Ontology annotation, molecular function: transmembrane transporter activity. NCBI's taxonomy places the organism in Eukaryota, Metazoa, Arthropoda, Insecta, Neuroptera, Chrysopidae. The coding region runs from base 55 to 1542 and encodes 495 amino acids. Gene Ontology annotation, cellular component: plasma membrane. The record is from RefSeq and is a predicted model, not a curated record.